Macadamia integrifolia is the source of this 813-nucleotide messenger RNA. Its product is annotated as disease resistance protein Roq1-like. The record is from RefSeq and is a predicted model, not a curated record. Lineage: Eukaryota; Viridiplantae; Streptophyta; Magnoliopsida; Proteales; Proteaceae. The transcript has 2 exons. Gene Ontology annotation, biological process: defense response. Gene Ontology annotation, molecular function: ADP binding. Bases 1 to 813 code for a protein of 270 amino acids.
AUGGCAGAGCAGGGGGCUGAUCAAUCGGAGCUAGUUGAGAAAGUUGUUCAAAGUGCUUGGAUUCGAUUGAAUAGGGUUCCCUUGAUUGAUGUUAAACACCCUGUUGGAUUAGAAUCCCCUGUAAAAUCUGUGUUAUCUCUGCUAACAAAAUCCAGUUUUGAGGAUGUUCAAUUCCUAGGAAUAUGUGGUUUGGGUGGCCUUGGGAAGACAACCAUUGCGACAUACGUAUACAACCGCAUCUUUAGAAACUUUAGCAAGAGUUGCUUUCUUGAUGAUGUUGGAGAGAGAGCAUCACAAGCCAAUGGUGUAAAUUGCUUGCAAGAGAAGCUUCUUUACAGUAUCUCUCGGGAAGAAAUAAAAAUAUGCAGUCAUAAACAAGGAUCAAGAAUGAUAAAAGAAAGACUUGGGAAAAUAGAUAUUCUUCUCAUUCUGAAUGACGUGGGCCAUCAUACCCAAUUAGAUGCAUUGGCUCGUGAUAUCAGUUGGUUUGGUCAUGGAAGUAGGAUAAUUAUAAUGACUAGAGAUCAGAGCAUUCUAGGUAAAAUUCCUCAAAAUAACAGAAAAGUAUAUGAGCCUGAAGAAUUGAAUAUGAAAGAGAGUCUUCAACUCUUUAGUUCUUAUGCUUUUUCCAUGGACAAACCUCCUGAUGAUUACAUGCAGCUUUCAAUUGAUAUAAUACAUACUACAGGAGGGUUGCCCUCAGCUUUGGAGGUUUUGGGUUCUGAUUUAUCUAUGGAAAAUGAUAAAGAAGUAUGGAAAAGCAUGCAUCGGAUGUUGAAACAAGUUCCUCAUAAUGAUGUCUAUGGAAAGUAA